Messenger RNA from Sitodiplosis mosellana (orange wheat blossom midge), 613 nucleotides. RefSeq lists its product as uncharacterized. The coding region runs from base 115 to 357 and encodes 80 amino acids. The record is from RefSeq and is a predicted model, not a curated record. The transcript has 4 exons. Gene Ontology annotation, molecular function: protein binding. Lineage: Eukaryota; Metazoa; Arthropoda; Insecta; Diptera; Cecidomyiidae.
AAGGUUGUCGCUCAAAAGCUUAUCAGCCACGGAGCCAAAGUUGAUAUUAAAGACUUGUAUUCUCAAACAGCUCUUCACUUAGCAGCCAAGAAUGGUUACGGGGAUGUCGUUAGAAUGCUCAUCUCGAAAGGAGCCGAGGUUGAUCCUACGGGCCUCUGUAAGCGGACACCUCUUCAUACGGCUGCUGAAUUUGGCAAAUUACGGAUCGUUCAAAUCCUUGUUGUCAAUGGAGCCAGUCUUACUGUUACAGAUGAUUUUGGUCAGACACCUUACCAGAUUGCUAUAAAUAAAAAUGAAAAGGAGGUCGCUGACUAUCUUAAGGAGGUUGAAGAAAAAAGACGCCAUGGACACAAGUGAAAUCAAUUGAAAAAUCAUAUGUUUUCCUUUGAGUUCCGUAUUCGAUUGUCAUGUAGAAUAUUAAUUUCAAUAUAUUUUUGUCAAACUUUAACCAUAUCAAUAUUGCUGCUUUGUACGACUAUAUCGGUUAUGAUGUGAAAAGUUGAUAAAUCAUACACGAAUACUAAGCAAAAAGCUGUAAACUUUUGAAUACACUCAUAAUUUCGAGGAAAACCUUAACUGUUUAGUAAUAAAUAAAAAGAAUUGCAUUCGUAAU